Molecule: messenger RNA, 6340 nt
Organism: Physella acuta
Lineage: Eukaryota; Metazoa; Mollusca; Gastropoda; Physidae
Product: acid phosphatase type 7
Molecular function (GO): acid phosphatase activity; metal ion binding
Source: RefSeq, a predicted model, not a curated record
UGCUAUAGUAAAUGAGCAUGAUUGCAUCUGUUGGAAACAUCGCUAGUCUUCAUUUAUUACGGAAAAGUUUUAAUUCAAUUGUUUAAAAACAGAAUAAAAGGCAAAUCAUAAUGUUAAAGACAAGCUUGAAUGUAAAGGUCAUCAACAUCCUUAUUAUAUUGAUAGAAGUAUACAGCAGUUAUGGAGCUGUUUCUGGCAACAAUCUAUUGCUAGAGCCACCCAAUGGACCUAAUAGAUCUCCUGAGGAGGAGAAGAUUUGGUGCACAGCAGAACAGGUGCAUCUGAGCUUUGGCAGCUCAGUGUCAGAGAUGACAGUGAUGUGGUCCACUAGAGGAGACUGCAGCAUGCUGGUCCAGUACGCCCCACACCCCUGGAACCUCAACCACGCAGCAGAGGGGAUGAGUGUUGAACUUGCAGAUGCUGAGUUCAAUAGUUUCAAGUUCAUUCACAGAGCAGAACUAAAGGACCUGUUACCAUCAACAACGUACUACUUUCGUCCAAUGACCACAAGUAAUGUCGGAGCUGGUCCCUUGUAUUUUCUGACACCAGCUGCACCAAAUGUGACAAAUCCAGUCAACUUUCUGAUCUCAAGUCACCUGGAUACCACUGGAUCCAUGAAGCCUAUUGUAGAUGAAGCUCUGUCUGGCAAAUAUGCAGCUUUGCUAUACAAUGGUGAACUAGAAAGCCAGUUACACCCAACUGCCAUGGAAAAAGCUGAGGAGACUUUUCUUUCCCAACUCUCACAAGUGACAGCUUAUCUACCCAUGUUGACAGCUCCAGACAAAAAAGGUCCAACUACUGAAGGGGAAGAUGGGCUUUACCUGUACCGGAACAUUUUUUCUAUGCCUGGAACUGAUUGGCCAACACCUGCAGAUAAAUUGUGGUACAGCAUCGACAUCGGAUCCGUUCAUCUUGUCAGCUACUCCACUGAAAUGUUGUUUGAGGCAGACAACAGAAGAGCCAAGCUGCAACAAGAGUGGCUGGUGAAAGAUUUGAUGCAGGUCAACAAGAACAGGGAAGCAACUCCAUGGGUUAUAGCCCUUGGCAGCCAUCCCAUGUACUGUUCUUAUGGCGUUGCAGACACUGAUGACUGUGCCCAAAACACUUCUAAAGUCAAACAUGGGCUGGAGGACAUCUUCUACCACUUUGGUGUGGACCUGGUGGUAGAGUCCCGCCACAGUUUCUAUGAGAGGACAUGGCCCCAGUACAAAGGUGUGCUCCUCAACACCAGCUAUGUGCAGCCCAGGGCACCCAUACAGGUUGUCAUUGGAUACAACCCCACCCCCAAAGUCAGGGAUGAGAAUACCACCUCAGCCCCACCCACAGCAGCUGAAUGGUCAGCUUUCCACCUCAGUGAGCCAACCAACAUGAGCUACGCUAGGCUGUCUGUCAUCAAUGCUAGCCAUCUGCGCUGGGAACUGGUGUCUGACCAGUCUGUGCUGGACACUUUCUGGCUCAUACAGGACAACCACGGCAACUUUAGCCUCGCCAGCCUCCCCCACAACAUCAGCCACCAGAUUAACCAGACCAUCCUGGCCCUGGGGGGCAAGCCUGGCACGUACGACUUCAUCAGCGGCAGCUCAGGUGACCCGCAGGAGGUGGAGGGCUGGUCCCAGUACUCUCUGUGGCUGGGCUUGGCCGUGCUUGCCGCAGUUGUCUUCCUGGUGCUGGGGGCGCUCAUGCUCAGGUCAUGCAUUAGAAAGAAACGUGCCAGGGGCGGGCGUCGGUGGAGGGACGUUGACCGAGACUCCAGCGGCAGUGGCAAUUUCUACUCUGUGGGCUCCGACUCUGACUCUGAUGACAAUGAUUUUGAGAUCGACGUCUAUGACAAGGCCAGUAAACAGAGCUCUAAGCUGCUCACAUCCUACUAGUGUAGCCUGGAGAUGUGCACAUACAAAGACAUGCAUACUUCAUUUCUUUUCCUGAGUUCAUUGACCUUUUGUCUUUCUACACCAAGUAGUUGGAGUGGGUAGGUUUUUGUGUGUUUUGUUGGGCCCUUAAGGAUGUGGGUGGCUUUUGUGAAGAUAUUUUUGUUUCGCUCACUGAGAUCUGUUGCUUGAAUCUCAGUGCUUAUAAAUGACAACUUUGACUUUCCCGUGUCAACAUUUUAUGCUGGUGCUACAUUUAUCAUUGAACACUUAGCAAGAUAUCUGAUAGUUCACUGGAUGGUUUCAGAUGUAUUUGGUCUAAAACUUUGAUGCUUCAGAGUUCAGUAAAAACAGCUGAUGUUAGCACAAUGAUGUUGGCACAAUGUCGCUGAUGUUAUCAAAUUUGGAACACAAUUCAUUUAGUUGUCUUGUUAGUACAGUACAACUCUUUCAGCUGUUGGCCAUUUUUAGAUCUAGAGGCCUGAAAAACAGUUUUAAAUCUAAAGCUUUGAAAGGCAAGAUUAAUUUAAGCCAGCACAUAAAACAUAAUGCCAUGUUUUCUUAAAUUAUCAUCACUUUUUUAAUACCUCUUAUAAUUCAUUUUGAUAUUGUAUAAUCAUUAAUUAUCUAAUAUCAGCAUUAAUUAUAUUAUUUUUCUUGUUUAAUAUCUGACACCAUAACUUAAAAUGAAAGUUUUUAAAAAGCUAAGUGUUGUUGUAUAUCUGUGGUUUUUUGCUAACGUCCCGAUGAAAUUGGGUUUUUUAACUAUUUUUGUACAUGCUGUUUUUUUGCAUUUUCACAAAUGUGCAACUCUUGCAUAUUUCUAGGUUUGUUUUUAUUGAAACUUUCUGUACAAAGAUUUCUUGUGAUUGUUACUAAAAUGUCACAGGGUUAUCGUCACUAAAAUGUCACAGGGUUUAUGUCACUAAAAUGACACAUGGUUUAUGUCACUAAAAUGACACAGGGUUUAUGUCACUAAAAUGUCACAGGGUUUAUGUCACUAAAAUGUCACAGGGUUAACAUCACUAAAAUGUCACAGGGUUUAUGUCACUAAAAUGUCACAGGGUUUAUGUCACUAAAAUGACACAGGGUUAACAUCACUAAAAUGUCACAGGGUUAUCGUCACUAAAAUGACACAGGGUUUAUGUCACUAAAAUGUCACAGGGUUUAUGUCACUAAAAUGUCACAGGGUUAACAUCACUAAAAUGUCACAGGUUUAUGUCACUAAAAUGUCACAGGGUUUAUGUCACUAAAAUGUCACAGGGUUAACAUCACUAAAAUGUCACAGGUUUAUGUCACUAAAAUGUCACAGGGUUUAUGUCACUAAAAUAUCACAGGGUCCGUUCAAUUUGUCACCCACUGAUGUUACUGCAGAACUCUGUACAGACAGCAGGUAGUGCAAGCACCCUGUCAGGUUUGUUGUGGCAGGUUUGUUGUGGCAGGUUUGUUGUGGCAGGUUUGUUGUGGCAGGUUUGUUGUGGCAGGUUGUCCUGGCAGGUUUGUUGUGGCAGGUUUGUUGUGGCAGGUCAUCCUGGCAGGUUUGUUGUGGCAGAUUGUCCUGGCAGGUUUGUUGUGGCAGCGCCUCGAUCAUGGCCGACAGCGCGUCUCUUCCUGUCCCAGUGUUUUCUUAGCAAGUUCAGACUUGCGAUAAAUAUCCUGAAGGUUAUCUUGUCACAUUCAAAUAAGUGUCACAUUCAAAUAAGUGUCACAUUCAAAUAAGUGUCACAUUCAAAUAAGUGCUGUUUACAGCAAGUUGCAAUGUUUACUCUGUACAUUCAGAGUUUUGUGAAAAUCAACUCAUUUAUCAUUCUAGUCAUGUUAUAUGGGAGCCAUGGUUCAUGAUAUAGGGGCUCAUGAUAUAGGGGAGCCAUGGUUCAUGAUAUAGGGGCUCAUGAUAUAGGGGAGCCAUGGUUCAUGAUAUAGGGGCUCAUGAUAUAUGGGAGCCAUGGUUCAUGAUAUAGGGGCUCAUGAUAUAGGGGAGCCAUGGUUCAUGAUAUAGGGGCUCAUGAUAUAUGGGAGCCAUGGUUCAUGAUAUAGGGGCUCAUGAUAUAGGGGAGCCAUGGCUCCAGUUGUAAGGGGAACAAUGGCUCACAUUUUUGGCUCACCACACCUGUCAAUUUUUUCUUUAGUCACAUGGCACAGACUUGUGUCUUGCUGUCGUUGUCAGUCACAUGGCACAGACGUGUGUCUUGCUGUCGUUGUCAAAGACGUGUUUUUUUUUCCUGAUCUAGAAUAAAAGUUAAAAACAAAAGACUCUUCUAUCCCUCCCAACCAUUAGUUCAUGUAAGUUAGCCUCACGUUCUCAUGUAAGUUAGCCUAACGUUCUAAACAUUUAUUCCAUUGAAAUUCAGUAUCAGGUCAUUUUUUAUUUUAUCCCAUCCUGUGUUUGAUUUCAUUUUUUUUUUAUUUGUAAAAAUAUUUGGAUGCUAUUUAUUAAAACAAAGUAUGUAGAUAUUAUCCAUGUAAUGUUACAUUUGUAGAAUGUAUUUGGUUUGACACAAUUAUUUUUUUUCAAAUAUUUAUACUACUUGAGAGCCACAAGUAUAAUUAUGUCAUGUUUGGUUAAGCAUGGCUUAUGCUUGGUUAAGCAUGGUUUGUCAUGCUGAUUAAUUUAAAAUUUUCUAAUGUUAAUUCACUGGUGUACUUAAAGUAAAUUAUGUUAUUGUUUACAUUGCUUACUUUGUAAUAUUUAUAGUAAAAUCUUGUAGUAUUGAUGUCACAUGACUAUGAAGUGUCAUGUGGCUAGUCAUGUGAUGUUCUCCUGUGUGCACAGAGGCCAAAGUUUCGCCAGUCCUGGUCCCCAGUGAGACCCCACCAGUUACCUGUACACUAUUUCAGUCAAAUGAUGCAUCAGUGAGACCCCACUAGUUACCUGUACACUAUUUCAGUCAAAUGAUGCAUCAGUGAGACCCCACUAGUUACCUGUACACUAUUUCAGUCAAAUGAUGCAUCAGUGAGACCCCACUAGUUACCUGUACACUAUUUCAGUCAAAUGAUGCAUCAGUGAGACCGCACCAGUUACCUGUACACUAUUUCACUCAAAUGAUGCAUUUCUAUUGGAAUGCAGGCCUGCUUUUUUAUUAGCAUUUUUAACUUGGGAUUUUUGAAGCAGUCCAUUUUUGAGUUAAUUUACAAACAACACAAAGGCUUCUGUUUUGAUCUAGAAAAAAAUGGCUGUUGUGAAUCUUCCAGGGAAAUCAAGACAAAUAAAUGCAAUAUUGUGAGGCUGAAGCUCUUCAAUAUGGAGAUAAAAAUACCAAAGUUGAUUGAAGUCCAAUGUUUUUUUUUAUCUAGUUGGUUUUGUGCUGGCAAAUAUCUGGCUCUGUUGGUAGCCCCAACAUUUUUAAUAUCAGUUGUCAGUUAAAACAUUCCAAUGUAGCUGUGAACUUUGAACUUUUUUCUUCAAACAAAUUUUACUUGUAGAAAAAGCCUUUUGAGUUUUCUGUACAUAAUCAUAAAUUAUUUGCGUUUGUCCUUGCUUAACCUCAAGCCUGGGAUUAAAGGCUGCAACUGAUGACAGUAUCAAGUAUGCUUGACAAUCUUCUCAACUUACCAGACAAGAAAACUUGACAAUCUUCUCAACUUACCAGACAAGAAAACUUGACAAUCUUCUCAACUUACCAGACAAGAAAACUUGACAAUCUUCUCAACUUACCAGACAAGAAAACUUGACAAUCUUCUCAACUUACCAGACAAGAAAACUUGACAAUCUUCUCAACUUACCAGACAAGAAAACUUGACAAUCUUCUCAACUUACCAGACAAGAAAACUUGACAAUCUUCUCAACUUACCAGACAAGAAAACUUGACAAUCUUCUCAACUUACCAGACAAGAAAACUUGACAAUCUUCUCAACUUACCAGACAAGAAAACUUGACAAUCUUCUCAACUUACCAGACAAGAAAACUUGACAAUCUUCUCAACUUACCAGACAAGAAAACUUGACAAUCUUCUCAACUUACCAGACAAGAAAACUUGACAAUCUUCUCAACUUACCAGACAAGAAAACUUGACAAUCUUCUCAACUUACCAGACAAGAAAACUUGACAAUCUUCUCAACUUACCAGACAAGAAAACUUGACAAUCUUCUCAACUUACCAGACAAGAAAACUUGACAAUCUUCUAACCUCAACUGACUAGAAAAGAAAACUUGACAAUCUUUUGAAUCAGCUGGCUAGACUGCAAAACUUGACAAAUUUGAAACACACCCUGACACCUAUUUGGUAGGUUUACAAAGAAUUCCAUGCUGCCAUAAUAUCCUGUGAGAUUAUUUAUAAAUGGAUGUUUAUAUUUGCAUUCAUCAUGUUCACUUUGUUUCUUGAAUUUACCAUGCAACUUAAUGUUUGCUUGUAUUCACAUAUGGCUGUGUAUGUGUUCAACUUGUAUUUCGUCUGAUUGUAUUAAAUACAUAAACUUAAACAAUCUAUUCAUCAUGUUUACUUUCUUGACAAAUUGUAUUACACUUAACCAUGU